Ophidiomyces ophidiicola is the source of this 477-nucleotide messenger RNA. RefSeq lists its product as uncharacterized. Lineage: Eukaryota; Fungi; Ascomycota; Eurotiomycetes; Onygenales; Onygenaceae. The coding region runs from base 1 to 477 and encodes 158 amino acids. The record is from RefSeq and is a predicted model, not a curated record. The transcript has a single exon.
AUGGACGCUACGCAUACGAACGGCUCCGAAGUCCAGCCGCCUGAGAAACCUGGCAGGCCAUCGCCCCGGACGUCUCCUGAACCACUUUUUGUCUACGGCUCCCUCAUGGAUACCGACGUUAUCCAAAUCGUCCUCGAUCUCCCAGCACCCCCUCCCCCUCUCCGUGCCGCCAAGCUGCGAAACUACAAGAUGAAGAUGUGGCAUAUCUACCCCACCUUGGUUCCCCAUGAGGGUUCAGAAGUCCACGGCCUGGUAUACCCAGUGGAGCAGCCAGAUCACUUUGAGCGGCUUGAGAAAUACGAAACACCUGCGUAUACGUGGUGUGCACGCGACGUGGAGAUGGAUGACGGCAGCAUCGAGAGCUGCCGGGUAUUUGUGUGGGCGGGGGACCCGGACAGCGAUCAGCUGCAUGACGGUGAAUUUAGCUUAGAGGAAUAUCAGAAUACUCACAAGCAGAGGCUAUUCGGGGGAGCGUGA